This is a messenger RNA of Protopolystoma xenopodis, 441 nucleotides long. The record is from the annotation of a GenBank genome assembly. NCBI's taxonomy places the organism in Eukaryota, Metazoa, Platyhelminthes, Monogenea, Polystomatidea, Polystomatidae.
AUGUUGCAACCAUAUGGCGUAGCAUAUGAUGCCUGGACUCGUCGGCUUCUGGUUGCCGAUCACGUCAAUCACAGGAUCCAAGCUUGUAGGGUCAAUCCAGGUUUCACUACGUUUGGCUUCCCUGAAGUAUCUCGUGCAAGUGGAGUCACAUUGGCAGACUUGGAUGGAACAAGAGGUGGAGGCAAAGGUUUUAGAACAUUGUCGACUAGUAAAUUCGGCCGGUCCGGUCAAUUCGGCCUCGGUAACAUGGAGGCGCUUGUCAACAAAUCGGGAGAACACGUCUGGCACCCAAUCGCUGUCGCCAUCGGCGUUCCAGGUUCAGGCAAACUGGUCGUCAGUGAGGCCCUGGGUACCAUAAAGGUGGUCAAAAUCUCGGCGCCCGCAGAAGUCAACAAUGACAGCCCAGAUACAACUGUUUAUCAUGAGGAUAUCAGAAAUUAA